This is a messenger RNA of Piliocolobus tephrosceles (Ugandan red Colobus), 3873 nucleotides long. RefSeq names its product VPS11 core subunit of CORVET and HOPS complexes (gene VPS11). Gene Ontology annotation, biological process: endosome organization; organelle fusion; intracellular protein transport. Bases 889 to 3525 code for a protein of 878 amino acids. NCBI's taxonomy places the organism in Eukaryota, Metazoa, Chordata, Mammalia, Primates, Cercopithecidae. Gene Ontology annotation, cellular component: endosome; HOPS complex. Gene Ontology annotation, molecular function: protein binding; protein-macromolecule adaptor activity. The transcript has 17 exons. The record is from RefSeq and is a predicted model, not a curated record.
CUUCAGACAAAUGGACACCACCUGCCCAUCAAGCAGAUUGAGGAGAGGAGUGGAUAAGAAGGGAGUCAUCCACAUUCAUUCCUCCAACCAAACAUGGGACUUCUACCAGGCUCUGCUAGGCCUCGUUCACGUCCUGUUAGGUCAAAACGUCAUUCACUUAGGCAUGACGGGUUACAGUCCACAAGGCGCAUGAUAUCGCUCAUCUUGAUCUCCCGGUACCCGCGCAUUUUAGGAAGAAACACGCUCAAAGGGAUGAAGGGUCCGCUCUCAAGCAUUUUAGCUAGCGAAGUUAUAGUCACAUCCGACAGAGUCGCACACUGCGGAACUAGGACUGCCGCGCGCGGCCCCGCCCACUUUCCCAGCAGCAGGAAGCUGUCACCCCGACUCUAGAACUCCCGGGCCCAGGGACUCCCGGAAGCUGCCGACCACGUGAUUCGCAGGCUCAGCUCACGUGACAAAGCUCCCGGCGGUGGGGGCCCUCGGCCAAAAUGGCGGCAUACCUGCAGUGGCGGCGCUUCGUUUUCUUCGACAAGGAGCUGGUGAAGGAGCCGCUGGGCAAUGAUGGGGCCGCUCCCGGGGCCACACCUGCUUCUGGAUCCGCUGCUUCCAAGUUCCUUUGCCUCCCUCCUGGCAUCACUGUCUGCGACUCAGGCCGAGGGAGCCUGGUCUUUGGAGAUAUCCUUCAUUUGGAGCUGUCUUUUCCCUCCCGGGAUCCCGAAGAGAUCGAGUUAGGAUGAAAUCUGUUUGUCGGAGGGGUCCGUGCCGCGCGCCUCUUUCCUUUAGCUGGUUAUCCAGAGUUGUUCUGUGGUCUACGGGAAGAAAGAAGUCCAUUUCCUAACUUGUUAUCAACUGAGCAAUCCUGGGAGGCUCCUUGACUAUCCCGCACAUAUGGAAGGCCAGAUCUGGUUCUUGCCACGUUCCCUACAGCUUACAGGCUUCCAGGCCUACAAACUACGGGUGACACACCUGUACCAACUGAAGCAGCACAAUAUUCUGGCAUCUGUUGGAGAAGAUGAAGAAGGCAUCAACCCCUUGGUUAAGAUCUGGAACCUGGAGAAGAGAGAUGGUGGCAAUCCACUCUGCACUCGAAUCUUCCCUGCUAUUCCAGGAACAGAGCCAACUGUUGUAUCUUGUUUGACUGUCCAUGAAAAUCUCAACUUUAUGGCCAUUGGUUUCACAGAUGGCAGUGUUACAUUGAACAAAGGAGACAUCACCCGAGACCGUCAUAGCAAGACCCAGAUUUUGCACAAGGGCAACUAUCCUGUAACUGGAUUGGCCUUUCGCCAAGCAGGAAAGACCACUCACUUGUUUGUUGUGACAACAGAGAACGUCCAGUCCUAUAUAGUUUCUGGAAAAGACUACCCUCGCGUGGAGUUGGACACCCAUGGUUGUGGCCUGCGCUGCUCAGCCCUAAGUGACCCUUCUCAGGACCUGCAGUUCAUUGUAGCCGGGGAUGAGUGUGUCUACUUGUACCAGCCUGAUGAACGUGGGCCCUGCUUCGCCUUUGAGGGCCACAAGCUCAUUGCCCACUGGUUUAGAGGCUACCUUGUCAUUGUCUCCCGUGACCGGAAGGUUUCUCCCAAGUCAGAGUUUACCAGCAGGGACUCACAGAGCUCCGACAAGCAGAUUCUAAACAUCUAUGACCUGUGCAACAAGUUCAUAGCCUAUAGCGCCGUCUUUGAGGAUGUAGUGGAUGUGCUUGCUGAGUGGGGCUCCCUGUACGUGCUGACGCGGGAUGGGCGGGUCCACGCACUGCAGGAGAAGGACACACAGACCAAACUGGAGAUGCUGUUUAAGAAGAACCUAUUUGAGAUGGCGAUUAACCUUGCCAAGAGCCAACAUCUGGACAGUGAUGGGCUGGCCCAGAUUUUCAUGCAAUAUGGAGACCAUCUCUACAGCAAGGGCAACCACGAUGGGGCUGUCCAGCAGUAUAUCCGAACCAUUGGAAAGUUGGAGCCAUCCUACGUGAUCCGCAAGUUUCUAGACGCCCAGCGCAUUCACAACCUGACUGCCUACCUGCAGACCCUGCACCGACAAUCCCUGGCCAAUGCUGACCAUACCACCCUGCUCCUCAACUGCUAUACCAAGCUCAAGGACAGCUCGAAGCUGGAGGAGUUCAUCAAGACAAAAAGUGAGAGUGAAGUCCACUUUGAUGUGGAGACAGCCAUCAAGGUCCUCCGGCAGGCUGGUUACUACUCCCAUGCCCUGUACCUGGCGGAGAACCAUGCACAUCAUGAGUGGUACCUGAAGAUCCAGCUAGAGGACAUUAAGAAUUAUCAGGAAGCCCUUCGGUACAUCGGCAAGCUGCCUUUUGAGCAGGCAGAGAGCAACAUGAAGCGCUAUGGCAAGAUCCUCAUGCACCAUAUACCGGAGCAGACAACCCAGUUGCUGAAGGGACUUUGUACUGAUUAUCGGCCCAGCCUCGAAGGCCACAGCGAUAGGGAGGCCCCAGGCUGCAGGGCCAACUCUGAGGAGUUCAUCCCCAUCUUUGCCAAUAACCCGCGAGAGCUGAAAGCCUUCCUAGAGCACAUGAGUGAAGUGCAGCCAGACUCACCCCAGGGCAUCUACGACACGCUCCUUGAGCUGCGACUGCAGAACUGGGCUCAUGAAAAGGACCCACAGGUCAAAGAGAAGCUUCACGCAGAGGCCAUUUCCCUGCUGAAGAGUGGUCGCUUCUGCGACGUCUUUGACAAGGCCCUGGUCCUGUGCCAGAUGCAUGACUUCCAGGAUGGUGUCCUUUACCUCUAUGAGCAGGGGAAGCUAUUCCAGCAGAUCAUGCACUACCACAUGCAGCAUGAGCAGUACCGGCAGGUCAUCACCGUGUGUGAACGCCAUGGGGAGCAGGACCCCUCCUUGUGGGAGCAGGCCCUCAGCUACUUCGCUCGCAAGGAGGAGGACUGCAAGGAGUAUGUGGCAGCUGUCCUCAAGCAUAUCGAGAACAAGAACCUCAUGCCACCUCUUCUAGUGGUGCAGACCCUGGCCCACAACUCCACAGCCACACUGUCCGUUAUCAGAGACUACCUGGUCCAAAAACUACAGAAACAGAGCCAGCAGAUUGCACAGGAUGAGCUGCGGGUGCGGCGGUACCGAGAGGAGACCACCCGUAUCCGCCAGGAGAUCCAAGAGCUCAAGGCCAGUCCUAAGAUUUUCCAAAAGACCAAGUGCAGCAUCUGUAACAGUGCCUUGGAGUUGCCCUCAGUCCACUUCCUGUGUGGCCACUCCUUCCACCAACAUUGCUUUGAGAGUUACUCGGAAAGUGAUGCUGACUGCCCCACCUGCCUCCCUGAAAACCGGAAGGUCAUGGAUAUGAUCCGGGCCCAGGAACAGAAACGAGAUCUCCAUGAUCAAUUCCAGCAUCAGCUCAAGUGCUCCAACGACAGCUUUUCUGUGAUUGCUGACUACUUUGGCAGAGGUGUUUUCAACAAAUUGACUCUGCUGACCGACCCUCCCACAGCCAGACUGACCUCCAGCCUGGAGGCUGGGCUGCAACGUGACCUGCUCAUGCACUCUAGGAGGGGCACUUAAGCAGCCUGGAGGAAGAUGUGGGCAACAGUGGAGGACCGAGAGGACAGACACAAUGGGACCUGAGCGGGCGUUACACAGAAGAUGGCUGACAUGCCCAGGGCUCCACUCUCAUCUAAUGUCACAGCCCUCAGAACUAAAGCAGACUUUCUUUCCCUGCCUUCUUAUUUAGCCAGCCUACCAUCCCUCCUCUUCACUAGCAGUGUAGAUCAUUCCAGAUCAGUGGGGGAGGGCACCUCAGCAACCUCUGAGUGUGGACAAUAGCUGCUUUAUUCUCUAUCCAAGAGCACCAGGCUGUGCUUGGGUCCUUGCUCGCAGAGUCUAUAAAUAAAAGAAUAUAAUGAUUUGGGA